This is a messenger RNA of Rotaria socialis, 978 nucleotides long. Lineage: Eukaryota; Metazoa; Rotifera; Eurotatoria; Philodinida; Philodinidae. The record is from the annotation of a GenBank genome assembly.
AUGAGUUCUUUAGCCUUUGUGCAGCGAUCCAUGACCAGAUAUGGUAUGAGUUCAUUAUUGGCUUUUGGCUUUGUUGGCAAUAUUAUCAAUAUAUUUAUUUUCACUCGUAAAGAACCUCUGCGGAAUUCUUGUUCGCUCUAUAUUCUUGCAGCAUGCAUCUUGAAUUUAUUCAAUCUUGGCUGGGGAAUAAUUCCUGCAUUAUACAAUCUCGAUCGGACCGAUCCCAGUACAUACGUAUUUAUCUAUUGCAAAGUUCAUCAUUACAUUAUUCAUGCUCCUCUUAUGAUGAGUCGAUCAUUGACAGUUAUUGCAUGCAUGGAUCGAUACGCACUUUGCUCGAAUUCGAAUCGAAUUCGCUCGUUUAGUGAUCCAAAAGUGGCUAUUCGAGUUAUCGUAGGAAUUAUAUUACUAUGGCCUAUUGCGACUGUUUUUCUUCCUAUUUCCUACGUUUAUCGUCAGGGUAGCUGCAGAAUGGAUCCAUCAUUUUCGUUGAGUUGGGCUAUCUACUCAGUGAUAGUACCCGGCCUCCUAACACCUGGUUUGAUGAUUGUUUUUGGUGGAUUAGCUAUCUCUAAUCGUCGAAAACUUCAAAAUCGACUCAAUACAAAUCGAGCAAACAUAAAAAAACGGGAAUGCACACUCAUUCUCAUGCUAUUCAGUGAAGUGAUGGUUUAUGUCAGUUCUACCUGUCUUUUUCCAGCAAUCACUCUCUAUCAAUUUUUAACGGAGGGUUUACCUCAGACCACCGAAAGUUUACAAAUAAGAGCAUUUUUGGGUUAUUUUAGUAACACAUUCCUUGUCUACAUCUAUCCAGCUGCAGGCUUCUAUAUCUAUAUCACGGUCUCACGAGUGUACCGAAAGGAGUGCAAACGUAUAUUGCUUCAUCUUUACAUGCGAUUAACUCACCAUGUAGUUGUAGUUGGAUCUAUAACAACUCUUAGAGAAAAUACUGUGCUUAAUCAAGCGUUUCGUUCUUGA